Lepus europaeus (European hare) is the source of this 2358-nucleotide messenger RNA. It is a transcript of the gene CNGB3, whose product is annotated as cyclic nucleotide gated channel subunit beta 3. Gene Ontology annotation, molecular function: intracellularly cAMP-activated cation channel activity; protein-containing complex binding; cGMP binding. The transcript has 18 exons. NCBI's taxonomy places the organism in Eukaryota, Metazoa, Chordata, Mammalia, Lagomorpha, Leporidae. Bases 1 to 2358 code for a protein of 785 amino acids. Gene Ontology annotation, cellular component: intracellular cyclic nucleotide activated cation channel complex; photoreceptor outer segment; plasma membrane. The record is from RefSeq and is a predicted model, not a curated record. Gene Ontology annotation, biological process: monoatomic cation transmembrane transport.
AUGUUUAAAUCACUGACAAUAAAAUUCAACAAGGUGAAGCCUAUAGGAGGGAAUGAUGAGAGUGAACAAGGUUCACAUCCGAGCCAUCAGUCUCAACAAUCCGCAAGACAGGGAGAAAAGGAAAGUGAAAAGAAAUCUCUCAAAACCAAGACAUUUGAAGAGUCACACAGCAAAAAUCAAGAAAAAUUCUCUGAGAAAAAAUCCUUCAAAGAUAUCACUGCCAACUCUGACUCUCCAACUCCAGCAGAACCAGCCAGAACAGUGCCAGCUCAGGCGGAAAUAAAGACUGGGAAAGACAGCCCAACCAGCCCAAAAUGCAAACUACCUGGAGUCCCCAUUAUCAAUGACUACGCCGAUGCCCAGCUACACAACUUGGUGAGCAGAAUGCGUCAAAGAACAGCUCUCUACAAGAGGAAGUUAAUUGAGGGAGAUCUAUCCUCACCUGAAGCCAGCCCACAGACUGCAAAGCCCACAGCUGUAUCAUCAACACAAGAAAGUGAUGCCAAGCUUAAGACAGAGCAGAACUCUGGCAAGCUGUGUUCCAAAUUCCAGAAGAUGCCUCUGACAGAGUACCUAAAGCAAAUUAGACUUCCAAGAAGCAUAGAUUCAUACACAGAUCGAACCUAUCUCCUGUGGCUCUUGCUAGUCACCCUUGCCUAUAACUGGAACUGCUGGCUUAUACCACUACGCCUGUUCUUUCCAUAUCAAACACCAGAAAACACAGGCUACUGGCUCAUUACAGACAUCGUGUGUGAUACCAUCUACCUCUGCGACCUGCUGUUAAUCCAACCCAGACUCCAGUUUGUAAAAGGAGGAGAAAUAAUAGUGGAUUCAAAUGAGCUAAAGAGACACUAUAGAAGUUCUACAAAAUUUCAGUUGGAUGUCGCAUCAAUAAUACCAUUUGACGUUUUCUAUCUCUUCUUUGGUUUUAACCCAAUUCUUAGAACAAAUAGGAUAUUAAAGUAUACUUCAUUUUUUGAGUUUAAUCAUCACCUAGAAUCUGUAAUGGACAAAGCAUAUAUCUACAGAGUCAUUCGAACAACUGGAUACUUGCUCUUUAUUCUGCACAUUAAUGCCUGUAUUUAUUACUGGGCUUCAAACUACGAAGGAAUUGGCACAACUAAGUGGGUAUAUAAUGGUGAAGGAAACAAGUAUCUGAGAUGCUAUUAUUGGGCAGUCCGAACUUUAAUUACUAUUGGGGGUCUUCCAGAACCACAAACUUCAUUUGAAAUUAUUUUCCAACUCUUGAAUUUUUUUUCUGGAGUUUUUGUAUUCUCUAGCUUAAUUGGUCAGAUGCGAGAUGUAAUUGGGGCAGCUACAGCCAAUCAGAACAACUUCCGCUCCUCCAUGGAUGAUACCACUGCCUACAUGAACACAUACUCCAUUCCUCGAAGUGUGCAGAAUCGCGUACGGAGGUGGUUUGAAUAUACAUGGCAUUCUCAAAGAAUGCUAGAUGAGUCCAGUUUACUGAAGAACCUGCCAACAACGAUGCAGUUGUGCCUCGCCAUUGAUAUGAACUUCCACAUCAUCAGCAAAGUCGACUUAUUCAAGGGUUGUGACACACAGAUGUUGUAUGACAUGUUGCUAAGAUUAAAAUCUACCAUCUAUUUACCUGGUGACUUUGUCUGCAAAAAGGGAGAAAUUGGCAAGGAAAUGUAUGUCAUCAAGCAUGGAGAAGUACAAGUCCUUGGAGGCUCAGAUGAUGCUCAAGUUCUGGUUACUCUGAAAGCUGGGGCAGUGUUUGGAGAAAUCAGCCUUCUAGCAACAGGUGGAGGAAACCGCCGAACUGCCAACGUGGUGGCCCAUGGGUUUGCCAAUCUUUUAACUCUGGACAAAAGGACCCUCCAGUCAAUUCUAGUGCAUUAUCCAGAUUCUGAAAAGCUUCUCAUGAAGAAAGCCAGAGUGCUUUUAAAGCAGAAGGGCAAGACUGCAGAGGCAAGCCCUCCAAGAAAAGGACUUGCCUUUCUCUUCCCACCCAAAGAAGAGACACCCAAAAUGUUUAAGGCUCUGCUGGGAAGCACUGGAAAACCAGAUCUUGGAAGACUGCUCAAACUGAAAAGAGAACAAGAGGCUCAGAAAAAAAGUGAAAACUUGGAAGGAGGAGAGGGUGCUGGAAAAGAACAUGAAGAUAAAGAAAAUGAAGAUGAAGAUAAAGAAAGAGAGUCGGCAGAGAAACCACUGGACAGAUCCCAAUGUAGGGCAAGUUCUAGCACAGCAGAGGAAACACCCCCAUCGAUGAGGAAGGCAGUUUUACCCAGAGGAACGAGUGGUCAAUCACUCAUCAUCAGCAUGGCUCAUUCUGCUGAGGCUGGGGAAGAUGUUCUAACUAUUGAAGUCAAAGAAAAAGCUAAGCAAUAA